Venturia canescens is the source of this 3898-nucleotide messenger RNA. RefSeq names its product Glutamate receptor interacting protein (gene Grip). The coding region runs from base 1652 to 3574 and encodes 640 amino acids. Gene Ontology annotation, molecular function: protein binding. The record is from RefSeq and is a predicted model, not a curated record. Lineage: Eukaryota; Metazoa; Arthropoda; Insecta; Hymenoptera; Ichneumonidae. Gene Ontology annotation, biological process: neurotransmitter receptor transport, endosome to postsynaptic membrane. The transcript has 5 exons.
AAGUAAUGAGAGAGAAAGAAAAUCUCACAAGAUUUCGUCUGCUCCGGCUUCUUUUUGCUCUCUUACACCUAUACCAUUGGACGGAGACUUCUUUCCCGACACGCACUCGUGUGUGCUUUUGCCUCUCUCUUUCUCUCUCUCUCUCUCUCUCUCGUGUUCGUAUUCGCUACACUCUCCACUUCAGUUAUACGAUGAUGUUCGCGGCCAUAGGCGCACGAGGAGUUCAGGAGUAUCGUCUCGUGUGCUCUUGAAUUAUUCCGCUUCGGUUUUGUAGACAAUCUAAACAAAGAAUUCCCAAAUAUUGAAGCUUCUGUGCACAGUGCGGUUGGCAAAAAGUUCUAUCGUAAACAUUUGAGAGGCAUGAUAAAUUAUAACCUUCUUGGUUAUACGUUCGGAUAUUUUUCUCACCGUUACGAAAUUCCUGUACAGUGUGUGUGUGGGUGGUGAAAACAAACUUUCGUGCGUGCUUUAAUCAGCACAUAAUAUUACGAGAAACCCUUAAAUUUCGUUGACUUUGUAAUAUAAAAAAUUCUUUCAUAUACGCAGUGCAGUGGAGAAAAUCUGACUUUUCAGACUUCAAUAGUCUCAGAAAACUGCAAUAUUUUCAAUUGAACGAAUUUUUAAAUGAAAAUUAAACCGAACAUUGAAAUAGACGAUUAUGAUGUUGGUCAGAAGUGAUGUGGAUCAAGAUUCGACCUCUCGAAAUUUCGGAAAAUGUGUGUCGUCGCGAGUACUGUUCACCUGAGGAUACAAGUAUCGUUGAAAAAUGAUUCUUCGAACAAACUUACACAUGAAUAUAUGGAAGUGCUUCCUUGAAAAAGAAAAAAGCGCAAUCGUACGAGCGAUGCCUUUGCGUCAUCAAAAGUUUGGAAAGCAAGAAAGAUUAACUUGACAAUCGAUUUCGAAAACGGUUCUCUACUUUUUCGAACGGGGCGAAUGUUUUGAGGUUAACCUGUGCCAAAUUUCAUCGAAAAAUACAUCUACAGUAUCAACAAUUAUAAUGAAAAGUCAUCGAUGACGAUAAUAAUAAUGAUACAAAUUGUAGAUUCUCCUUUCGAGGUAAAAUUUCUAGAGAUGCAAAGUUUUCAUUUCUCGAUGCAAGAAAAAUUUGAAUAAAUAAUUUUUUAACCAAUCGGGAAACGAAAAAUUGAACCAGACAGUAUUUGCUCUUUCAAUCCGGUUUCAUUCGAAUAAUGUUUUUUCUCCACGUGCCAAGGGUUUUUUCGGUAAAGUUUUCGAGACGAAAAUACAUAAGAUCUUUGUUUUAUUUUGUUGCGUUUAGAUGAGGAUGAAGCAACGAUCGCGGGGCUCAACCCGAUCGUAAUUAUAAGCAGAUAGAAUUGGGUGUCCGCAGUUGCGGAGUUACGAAAGUGCGAAGAAAUAUAGAUGAGAUAUUCGAAAACCGAGACUUUUCUUUUAUUUCUUGAACCGCUGGGUAUAAAUUAGUUGGAAAAGAAAGAACAUAUGUGUGUUUACUUUUCGGAACUAUACUUAUUCGUACAUAAGCCGCUUUCGCACGUGUAAGCCGAAGAACGAAACCAUACAAUGGGAGUAACGUAAAAUUUGAUUAAAAUUAAUGAUUCGAUGUGAUGAAGAAUGAUAUAAAUUUUGGAAAAAGAGAAAAAGUUAAAAAAAAUAUAAAGAAAUUUAGAUGUCCACGAUGUUCAGUUCUCUGAGACUGGCGACAAUGCGUUCGCACAAGAAUCGUGCGCGUCCCGGGAGUGUAGCAACAACAGCGAGUUCAGAAUCGGCGCGUAACGACGAGUCGAGUUCGCAGCUGCAACAUCAGCAACAAUUUUACGGUUCUCACAAAUUUUUGAUCCUCGACGAAACGGACUGCGGUGGCGGACCGUCCAGCGUUUCGUCGAAAGUUGCACAAGUCCGAGUAGAACGUGAGGGCGGAAGUUUGGGUGUGACUUUACGAGGAGGAGGAUUAUCCAGAGCUUUGGUCGUAACGGGAGUUAAAUCGGACGGUCCAGCCGCGAAAGAAGGACGCGUCAGACCCGGCGAUCGCUUACUCGCGGUCGAUGACACCGAAUUACGAGGACUCAGUCUCGCCGAUGCACAAAGAGCAUUGAGAAGAAGCUCCGAUGCACCGGUCGCUUCACUCACCAUCGAAUACGACGUCGCCAAUAUGGAGGAAGCCAGAGCAGCUACUUCCGGUCCGCUUCUCGUUCAACUCGAGAGAGGAAUUUCUGGAGAGAUUGGACUGACAGUGCGGGAAACACCGAGCGGAGUUUAUAUCGAAAGUCUUCGACCAGCGAGCACUGCCGAUCGUUGCGGCGCUCUCCAACCGGGCGACCGUUUGCUCGCAGUGGAUGACAACCCAGUACACGACGCGAUUGGUGCAGCGAAACUAUUGCGCAACGUCGCCGAAAAUAGUCGAAUAGCAAGACUCCAAAUAUUGCCACGAGCGCCAAGCGCGACAUCUAGAACUGUCAAAAGACGUGGACAACCUCAACAGAGUGCGAAUCAAACACUUUACACUAAGGAAAGUCUGACCGUUCUUUUGAGGCCCGAUCAUCGAGGGUUAGGUCUCGCACUACGACCUACCGACGACAGACUCAAUUAUGUUGUUGAUCUUCUCGAAGCGGGAGGCCCCGCUGAAAGAAGCGGCGUACUUUUGCCUGGCGACAAAAUAAUCGCUAUGAAUCGACGAAUUCUUCAAGAUUUACAACCUGCUGAAGUCGCUGCGAUUCUAGAAUCCCCUCAGGUUGAACUGGUUACGGAAUACAAGGUCGGCGGUACAGUUGUUCCAAGUUCGGGAGUGUUCACCGUGAGGGUAGCGAGACCCUUGGGUGGUCAGCCUGAUCUUGGACUCACGGUUAACGAAGAUUUAAUUAUUGCGGAAGUGAGACGGGGCUCAUUGGCAUAUAGAACCGGAAGUUUGGCACCGGGAGAUCGUUUGUUGGCCAUAGACGGCCAGAAAUUGGAUCCCGGAGAUUUGAGGCAAGCUGCCCAGUUGUUGCACAGACCUGGAAGUUCGGUCGUUGCUUUGACAGUACGAAAACCAGAUACUUCAACGGAUUCCAGUGUCAGAGAGGGCAGUAUUUCAAGCGAUACGAUACCGCAGCAAUAUCCAACAGGAAUAUCGAGAUCGGCGAGAGAAAGUUUACCGAGCGUCGACAGCGCAGUUGAUUCUUGGGGUGAAAUUGGCGAAGUUUGCGGUACUGUACCGGAAAUCAUGAGACUUUGGGACACAGCUUCAAUAGACAGUGGCCAAUUGGAUCUGCCGAUGGCUCCUUAUCCGGGGUCUCAGGAAAGAAGUGGAGCGGACACGAGACCUCAACAAAUCGUUCAUGUUUCGCUUCACAAAGACCCAGUAUACGAAGACUUUGGAUUUUCGGUUUCGGACGGCCUUUACGAGCGCGGUGUUUAUAUAAACCGUUUAAGACCCGGUGGUCCUUGCGAUGGUGCAUUAAGACCGUAUGACAGAAUUUUACGUGUCAAUGAUGCCAGCACCGAGGAUUGCGACUGUUGUCUAGCGGUUCCGCUUAUCGCUGCAGCCGGUGCUCGUUUGGAUCUCACCGUUGCCAGACCAGUUUCGUCUCAGAACAUCACCAAAACUCUAUAAAAUUUUUUCCAACCCAUAUUAUUCGUCCGAUUCGAUGUCACGAUCAUUAAAGGCGAUUGGAAAACAACAAAAUUUCCAAUGAUUAAAUUUCAUUAAAUUUUAACAAACAAACAAAAACUGAAAAACGCAGUACACGCAAAUUUGCAUAACGUCGGUUGUAAUGAGAUUACAUUACCUUCCGGAUCGAGGAUUGCUUCAAUUGAAGGCAAUUAAAAAUAAAAAUAAGUUGUAUUGCAAAAUAUUUUUUUUCAGCAGGUCAAUGAAUGGUGCGUUACCUGAUGUUUUUUAAUGUGACGAAAAUUAACAGUUUGAAUUAUCGAGAAA